Messenger RNA from Tachysurus fulvidraco (yellow catfish), 2353 nucleotides. RefSeq lists its product as uncharacterized. Bases 404 to 1441 code for a protein of 345 amino acids. The record is from RefSeq and is a predicted model, not a curated record. The transcript is spliced from 2 exons. NCBI's taxonomy places the organism in Eukaryota, Metazoa, Chordata, Actinopteri, Siluriformes, Bagridae.
CAAACGGAAGUACGUCGCUCACAAGUGGCUCACAAGUGACGGACAGUAAACGCUGUUUUUUGUAGCAUUAACGUCGUAACACGUGUUUUUUCGUCUUCUUUUUGAUCGCGUUCUGAAAACCGCAUACACCAAAAGCGUGUUCCGUUUCAACUACCCCGGAUAUGAGGUAAAAUGUUUUAGCAUUUUGGGCGGGAACAGAAAGAUCGAAUCGAUAUUCGAUUAGCCGAGACGCGUCCACGUGGCCUGAUGUAACGGAAGUACGUGACCAGGUGUAAAAAAGGCUACAAAAAAAAAACUACAGUACGGUCGGGAAAUAAUCUCCUCAGGCAUUUGGAGUCGUCUGACAUUUUAUCUUCUGGUCAAGUCCCAUUGUUAAUCCUGCAUAGAGAAAAUCCGACUCAAAAUGGGAAGAGUUAAAAAAGGACAGAAAAUACAGAGGAAAGACUUGUGUGCGAUGGUUGGUGGCAUCGAUGCUUUGGUCGGAACAAUGAAGAGGUUUAACAUUUCAAAGACGGACACAAGUUACUCUUCAAAUAUCUGGUCUAAACUCUCUCUCAGUCUGUUUGGUCAAGAUCUUAAGAAAAACCGUCAAUGGCUGUGGGUGAUGUGGACCACAAACCGAAACCGAGUAAGGGAAUUGGUUACUGGACAACAGACAGAUGCUCCUCAGGCAAUGAAUAAUAAAGCAACUGAUUGUAAGACUGAGGAGCCGUCGGUGUUCAAGACAGAAAAAAAUGACGAAGAAAGAUGGGUUACAGAAGACGAACAACAGGAUGUGUCACUGCAGCAUAUAGAUCAAGUGGAAGAAGCCAUCACAUAUGUUGAGGUAAAAUCAGACCAAAGUGAUGGAGAAGAUGAGCAGCAGGAUGUGUCACUUCAGAAUAUAGUUCAAGUGGAGGAAGACAUCACUGAUGUUGAGUUAGUAUCUGACCAAAGUGAUGGAGAAUAUGAACAUCAGAAUACAGAUGAAGUGGAGGAAGCCUUCACAUAUGUUGAGGUAGUAUUAGACCAAAGUGAUGGAGAAGAUGAACAAGAGAAUGUCUCAUUGCAGAGUGGAGUGCAAACUGAACAUGGAAAACGAGGGGACAAAAAACAAUGGUUAAGGAUGCCAGGGUGUUCAAAAAGGUUCAUAAUAACAGUGAACAGAGAGAACUGGCAAACAGUUGUUCCACUGCACGGUUCUACAAAACUGAGAAAACCGUGGACCCAUGUAUUUCACAACAGUUUCAAAAAGAAAAAUCCCUGUUGUACCCUUUCCUUCAGGAGCCAGCAUAUUAAAACUCCUAACAGCCGGAAAGUCAAUAGUCCGUAUUUAAACAUUACAGCAGUUUGUACGUCCCCUUCCUGCAGUGCAAAAUACUACUUUAAAAGGAAAAAGGAGCCAGUGGGAAACGACCCAGUUAAGAUCUUUGUGCUACAAAAAGGAAAAAUUGCACACUAAAAAAGUGAAUGAAGAUUGAUACACAAAGAAGAGGGAGAAUUGCAAGAGCCCUAGACAAAGGAGUUAGCCAAUUCUCUCACAGCAAACUUUAAAAAAAAAACAAAAAACAUUCCUGAACUAAUUUCUUGAAACAUGAUGCGAAGUCUGAACAAAAAUGUUCUAAAAGUGAUUAGCAAAAAAAUUCAUGAUGACAUGUUCAUGAAGAUGUACAGUACCUCACUCGAAAUAUCAUGAAGAAACGUGACACCAAAAUUUCACAAAGUGCCUGGGUACAUACAGAACUCUCAAGUGGACCCCUUCAGCGUACACAUGUGCACAUUGUGCAACAUCUAAGCAAGAAGACCACUGACCCUGUACCUUGAUGCUACAGGAAAUGUUGCUUCAGAAGUUCCUGGUCAGACCAAAAGAGCCUUUAUUACUCUCUCACUCUGCCUGGAUGCGGUCAGAAUGCUCCUCCAACAUCCUGUCUGUGAGAUGUUGACAAAUGAAAACUAUACCACAAAUCACAUUCUGGACGAUGCAGUUCCUCCGAAAACUUUCACAGUACACAAAACUAAGAGUGCACCAGAUCGAAAAAGACUAUAGCUGGGCACUGCUCCAAAAGUGUUCUUCUGUCGUUUAACAACUGAAGUUGCUAGUGAGAUCUUGUAAUUACACUAAAAGCCAAUAUGUUGUAUUAGUUUUAUUUAGUAAAUGCUGUAAAUCGAUGAUUUUUCUAGAUCAAACUGUAACCAAUAUUUUGGUGUAAUGCUAUUACAAUUAAAGCCAUUUUAAAUUGCUAUACAAAUAAUAAUUUUUUUUUAAAACAUUUCCUAUUUCUUACAAAAAAUUCAAAUUGUAUUUUAAAACCAACUGUAACUUUACGUUAAUAGAAAUAUAAAACAUAAGGCUGUCAUUAAACGUUAAAAUUUA